Messenger RNA from Hemicordylus capensis (graceful crag lizard), 2057 nucleotides. It is a transcript of the gene PUSL1, whose product is annotated as pseudouridine synthase like 1. The coding region runs from base 287 to 742 and encodes 151 amino acids. Gene Ontology annotation, molecular function: pseudouridine synthase activity; RNA binding. The record is from RefSeq and is a predicted model, not a curated record. The transcript has 5 exons. NCBI's taxonomy places the organism in Eukaryota, Metazoa, Chordata, Lepidosauria, Squamata, Cordylidae. Gene Ontology annotation, biological process: tRNA pseudouridine synthesis.
GGGGAGGGGUGUGGAGGAGAAGGAAACUAGGUCAUCUUCCCCACCCCUCCUGGCCAGCCCUUUCUGCAGCAUAACUUCACUCGGCUGGGCUGGAGCGCACCGUAUCGGAGACUGUUGCUGUCUGCAAUCAGGCGGCCAUGGCGGUCUUUUCCGGUGGCGCCGGGAAGCACCUCCAGGGAGCCAGGGGCCCCUUUCUGGGUGCACCGGCUGCCGUGUUUCUGGGCCGUUCCACUUUGGACUGUGGGUGGGACUCGUAUCGCCCGACAUUUCCCCAUACAAAAAAGGAAUGUCCUGUCCAUGGAAAUCUGGCAAGCCAAUUAGGAGCGGGGAGCAUGUACUGAUCAUCUUGGGCGCCUGCUGUGUUCCUGACCAUUUCCACGCCCGCUUCUCCGCCCUGUCGAGGACUUGCGUGUACCGGGUGGCGACGGGAUGCUGCCACCCUUCUGAGCUGCCGGUCUUUGAACGGCACCUUUGCUGGGCGACGCCGAAGGGCCACCGGAACCUGUCAGCCAUGCAGGAGGCCACGGGAGACCUGCUAGGCACCCGCGACUUCAGCACUUUCCCCUCAGCCUCCGCGGAAGAGCAUCUGAAAAACCCCGUCGAGACUCUCACCCGGGCAGAGGUGAGGCCCGCUCCCAGCUUCCUCGUGCAUCACAGCAAGAGCAGUGACUUGAAAUUUUGGGAGCUGGAAUUCCGAAGCCGGCCUUUCCUCUACAAGCAGGCACCGACCAGAAGCAAUUGAUGGAUUGAUGUCAGAGACUCGAUGGAGAGACUGCAGCGGUGUGUUCCUUGCCCUGAUCCUGACCCCAAGCCUUUCCUUGGUGCAAAGAUGACGGCAAUUUCACCCUAAGGGUUUGAGAGUGGGGAUCAACAAGGGCUGAUCGCACCCGGAGAGCUGUCAGUGCAACAGGGCUAUCACCUCUUUGCCAACUCGAGGAGGACCGACGUUGCCCGAAAUCACUCUGAGCGAAAAGCAGCGAGAGAUUGGAGAGACGCUUGUUUGUUUUAUUUAGACAUUGAUAUCCCGCUCUGCCUCCCAAGAGCCCAGAACAGUGUACAUCGUUAUGUUUAUCCUCACAACAACCCUGCGAGGUGGGUUAGGCCGGGAGAGAAGCGACUGGCCCAGAGGCACCAGCCUAGAUGGACGAGGGUCUGAAUCUGUAGACAGAAGCGUCACGUGCGCCCCGUGGAUGAACUACUGAAGCAUCAGUUUGUUGUCUUGUGCUGAUUUCUUGACUGUUUCCUCAAUAUUUGAUGUUCUAUCAUUUAAUGUUUGUGUAUCUUGUCUGAUUUGUUGUACAUCCUGUUUCAGUUGUAACAUAUCACAACUGACUUGUUGAAGGGGGGUUGUAUUGGUUUCCAGUAGCUGUUUCAACUACUGAUGGCAAAACUUACAGUACUGAUAAGAGAUCAAAAUUGAGAAUGUUUCAAAGAAGAUUGGAAACCAUUCUGAUUAUAUUUAAAGAACUAUUUUCCUAAUAUGGAUUUUACAACAGGGUUUGAAAUUUAGUAAUAGUAGCAGGUUGUGUAGAUCAAAAUCGUGUUUGUAAGGUUUAAAUCUAUGUUUUGAGUUAUUCUUAUAGCAAGGGUUAGCUAUACAGUUGGUGAUUCACGAGGAGGUGUGAGCGGGAAGUCCAUAUUUGUUUAAUGUGUUGUGAAUGAUUAUUGUUAAAAUUAAUAAAAAUUUAAUUUUUUUUUAAAAAAGAAGCAUCAGUGAAACUGUGUUGUGUACAGUUGAACCCUCCUGUCUCCCUCCCCCUCUUCUUCCGACUCAACAUUUACUCGCUUUCCAAGGAUGUGGAACUUUAGACCCUUCGAACUUUGGAACUAUUGAACCUUCGAAUUAUUGAACCUUCGAACCACUCUCCCAAUAAAGACAAAGCAGCGGCAUUGAAGCUGCUUGGUCUUUAAGCCCAUUAAAGUUCAAUACAUUGAUAGAUUGAAGGGGCAGUGGGUCAAUGGGGCAAAGGGGCAGUGGGUCAAUGGGUCAGUGGGUCAAUGGGUCAAUGGGGCAGUGGGUCAAUGGGGCAAAGGGGCAGUGGGUCAAUGGGUCAAUG